AUGGAUCAAAGAUUCGAGAAAAGAACAAUCAAUGUGCUUCUUGCGGAUCAUUUGGACAAGCACAAGGUUGUCUGGCUUCAUUCUGGUAAUGAUUUUGUUGACUUGCUCUAUAGUUUUCUCACUAUGCCUUUGGGAACCAUUGUGAGAUUGCUUGAGAAUCACGGCAGAUUAAGACAAACGGUCACCCUAGGUUGUCUCAACAACCUUUACAAAAGUGUUGUGGACAUGAACAUCGAUAAUUUUCGGACUGAAGCUUGUAAGCAGAUGCUGGUUUACCCGAAGAGCGUGAAGGAAAGUCAAUGCAAAAUGCUCAAGAUUAACAUAGACGUCGACACAGAGGCAACUAAACACUUUAUGUGUCCAAUGUACUUGCAAAGAAAAUCAUGCAGAGAGUUUUUUAGUAAUUUCAAUACUUCAAGAUGUAGCUGUGGAAACUUGAUGAAAAAAGAGAUUUCGUCACCCGAAGGAGAAGAGUUUGCGAGCAGGUUGGGAGGUAGCUGUGAUUAUGAUGGAGUCUUUGUUCAUGGUGAUGGAAACUUGGCAUUUAUAUUGAGUGACGAUUUGAAAAUAGAGAAUUUUUCUCGGGAACUUUUUCGGAAACGUGUCAAGGAUUUAGGCUGCGUUAACGGUUUAGAUGAGAUUGGGGAGGGUGAAGCAGAACUUGGCUUCCGAGAGGCAAUGACUUUUCUUCGAUCCUUAUUCGCAUCAGACACUCCAUUGACCACCACAUUCUAUCCCUUCAACAGUUCAACGUAUCCUUCGAAGAGAGCGUUUAAGCCAUCAUCAAGUCCAUGUGAUUCAGUGUUAGGCCAAGUAUUGUCUUUGACAGUGUAUUUGAGUAAGCAGGAUAAGAGGAAGGUUAUGUAUGCUAAGUGUGGUGAAGGCUUUAUAGAUCUUCUUUGCACCUUUCUUGUUCUUCCUCUUGAAUAUAUAUGCGAGAUCUCUGCUAGUGAUGAUGGAUGUGAUGAUGGUCUGGGAUGUAUAGGUAACCUGUUCAGAAGCUUCAAAGGCUUAAGCUGCGGUGAAAUAACCAUACCUUGGUAUUACCGUUGUAGAAAGAAUCUUCUUGGCGUCCCGGUCCAAACUCUGCCGAGUUUCUACAGUUGUUUUGAAGAUCAUGCUUUUUCUGGAGAUCGCGAGGACAGGCUCAAGAAAGUAAGACCAAUGGAUCCAAAAACUGAAAUAAGUGACCAGUCAAGAAGUAGUGGUGGGUUUGUGAAGAGUAACAAGAAGUUUCUUGUCUCGGAUGAUCUGAUAAUCACUCCACUGAAUACAGAUCUUACUGUUAGGGAUCUAAAAAGAUUUAAGAUUAGUUUUGAUGAAGUCAACAUCGAAGAGAUAACUAUCGGUAGAACAGAGGCUAUCAAUUUAUUGAAAGCUUCCUUUGUGACAUCCUCUGCGUUAUCCGAUGGUCUCUCAGACUUGCUUACAAAGAAGCUGGAAGCUAAGGAGGAUAACUCUUAAAAUUCCAAUGGCCAAAGAAUUCUUAAUUUCUGUAAAACUUGUUCUCUCUGGUAGCUUUCAUUUAUUUUCAGUGUUUUAUCUAAGUCUCGGUUUGUUGAUUUUGCUAUCUGGUUUUAGUUUUUGAGAAUACAUUAAAAAUGAUUGAUCAUCUUCGAAGACUAGUUAGGCGUUUCUGCAUUAUUACAUUACCAAACCAAAAUCU
This is a messenger RNA of Camelina sativa (false flax), 1666 nucleotides long. RefSeq lists its product as uncharacterized. The record is from RefSeq and is a predicted model, not a curated record. Lineage: Eukaryota; Viridiplantae; Streptophyta; Magnoliopsida; Brassicales; Brassicaceae.